Messenger RNA from Aspergillus clavatus NRRL 1, 1347 nucleotides. Its product is annotated as zinc-dependent alcohol dehydrogenase. Gene Ontology annotation, molecular function: oxidoreductase activity; zinc ion binding. NCBI's taxonomy places the organism in Eukaryota, Fungi, Ascomycota, Eurotiomycetes, Eurotiales, Aspergillaceae. Bases 1 to 1347 code for a protein of 448 amino acids. The transcript has 5 exons. The record is from RefSeq and is a predicted model, not a curated record.
AUGGCCGUCUCUCGAGCUGCCGCUGCCGUGGAGAAGGUGGUUGGGCAUGAUGAUACUGCAGUAUUCACCACGGACGUGAGUAAUUAUGCGAAGAAGGACUACGGCGAGGAAACAGAUACCAGAAUCAAGGCAACGACCUGGCAGGGGAAGAACAGUGUCGAAGUUGUUGAGAUGCCGAAGCCGAGAGUUAUCGAUGAGGGUGAUGUAAUUGUGCAAGUCACAGGUAGCACGAUCUGUGGAAGUGACCUGCAUCUCUAUCAUGGUGUUAUUCCUGAGGUAGAAAAGGGCGAUGUCCUCGGACAUGAGUUCUGUGGUGUAGUGGACAGUGUGGGACCGGGUGUCAAGAAUGUUAAAGUCGGCGACCGUGUUGUCGCUUCCUUCCCAAUUGCUUGUGGAGAUUGCAUGAACUGCAAGAAGGGAUUGACUUCCGCUUGUGAGCGGACAAAUUCGAGUACCCUUGCCAAUGCCCUCUACGGAAAACGGACAGCCGGGAUCUUUGGAUACAGCCAUUUCACUUCUGGCUUUGCGGGAGGGCAGGCGGAGUAUGUUCGUGUUCCUGGAGGAGAUGUCAAUCUGUUGCAGCUUCCUCCCGAUGUCCCAGAUGAAAAGGGACUUUAUCUCUCGGAUGUUAUUGCUACGUCGUACCACUGUGUUGUCGACACGGGCGUGCAGGAAGGGGAUGUCGUUGCCAUUUGGGGCGCCGGCCCAAUCGGCCAGAUGUGUGUCAAGUUUAGCUUCGACCAGGGAGCCAGCCGAGUGAUCUUGAUUGACGGCGGAGAAGGAGCCUGGAGACUUGAUUUUGUCAAGUCUAAGAUCCCCAAGGUAGAGACGUUGGACUUUACCAGGCUGCCGCGCGGAGAGUCGGUGACCUCACAGUUGAAGAAAAUGGUGCAUGGUGGACCGGAUGUGGCUCUAGAAUGUGCUGCUGGCGAAUAUGCCAAGGGAUGGCUGCACUACUUCGAAACUCUUCUGGGAAUGGAGACGGACACAUCAGAGCUGUUGAACGAGAUGAUCACGUCGGUUCGCCCCUUUGGGCGGGUCGGCGUCACUGGUAUUUAUGCUGGCUUUACAAACCACUUCAACAUUGGUGCCCUCAUGCAGACGGGUGUCCGAUUCAUUGGCAAUGGGCAGGCUCCCGUGCACAAGUAUUGGAAGCAUCUCUUGGAACUGAUUCAGCGUGGCGAGAUUGAUCCCUUGGACAUGGUCACGCACCGCGUACGAUUGGAAGAUAUGGAGGAGGUAUAUGCAUUGUUUGACAAGCGCGAAAAGGGCAUGCAAAAGGUCUUUGUACAAACCAGAUUCUCGGCGUCCCCAGCGCCAGGAUCCCCGUGUUUGACAGAAUUAUGA